Molecule: messenger RNA, 447 nt
Organism: Tinamus guttatus (white-throated tinamou)
Lineage: Eukaryota; Metazoa; Chordata; Aves; Tinamiformes; Tinamidae
Product: complexin-3-like
Biological process (GO): synaptic vesicle exocytosis; neurotransmitter transport; regulation of neurotransmitter secretion
Cellular component (GO): SNARE complex; terminal bouton
Molecular function (GO): syntaxin binding
Source: RefSeq, a predicted model, not a curated record
AUGGCCGCCUUCUUCAGCACAGCUCUGAAGAGCUUCAAGGGGGCGCAGGAGGAGCCCAAGGAGUCCCCCAAGGAUGGGAAGGCAGCGGCGUUGCCCAACGGCAUGGCCCGUGAGGAGUUCGAGGAGUACCAGCGGCAGCUGCUCGAAGAGAAGAUAGAGCGGGACAAGGCCUUUGCACACCGGAAAGCAGAGCGGGCCACUGUGCGCAUGCACCUGCGGGACAAGUAUCACCUGGCCCAGGACGAGCGGGACGAUGCCCAGGUGCAUGUGGCAUGCGGCUCGGUGGAGCUGCCGGAGGAGCUGGCCACCAUGGUGCAAAGUGAGGAGGAGGAGGAAGAGGGGCCGCUCGCCUUCCUGGCCAAGCUGCGCGAGGUGGAUGUGCAGGCGCUAAGGGGCCGGGCGCAGGACGCAGUGGAAGAGGUGAAGGAGAAAUGCUCCAUGAUGUAG